Molecule: messenger RNA, 1531 nt
Organism: Branchiostoma belcheri (Belcher's lancelet)
Lineage: Eukaryota; Metazoa; Chordata; Leptocardii; Amphioxiformes; Branchiostomatidae
Product: plasminogen-like
Exons: 5
Coding region: 143-811 (222 amino acids)
Molecular function (GO): endopeptidase activity; signaling receptor binding
Source: RefSeq, a predicted model, not a curated record
CUGACGCUUGUUACGGGGAAGGAAGCUUAAGGGAAACACACACCUGUUAAUUUUAGCCUACAACAAACGAAGUAACAUUCUUUUUUGUACCGUAGCCUACCGUAUGUAGGUGGAGUGACAUGGUACUGUUUUGAAAUGUAAAAUGUCGACAGUAGUGUUUGUAGUUUUGGUCUUCAGUGUUGGAUGUGCAGCGAAGGGACCAGACUGUCUGGAAGGUAACGGUUCUUCCUACAGGGGUGACGUAGCCGUGACGUCAUCCGGAAUCCCCUGUCAGAAAUGGCACAGCCAGGCGCCGCACAGCCACCUGUUCAUGCCCCAGAUCCAUCCGGGUUCCGGGCUGACGGAGAAUUACUGCCGGAAUCCGGCGGAUGACGUCAGACCGUGGUGCCUGACGACGGAUCCGGACGUGCGGUGGGAGUACUGUGACGUGCCGAGCUGUGAGAACACCACGGAACGGAGCGUGGAACGCCCUAUCAGAUUACCAUGUAGAACUGGGGAGAGCUGCAUGCACUGCCCUGGUGCGUCGACAGGGGGCGUGACUUACUGCUGCCCUUGUUGCCCAAAUGACGCAACUUUACUUUUCGAUGCAGUCAGUGAAAACUGUUACUGUGAGUCGUUUGAAGACCUCUGUACGAGACUUCCUCACAGCACCAGCAAACCUACGGGGCGACCUACAGCCAGGCGGGGCGACAUACCGGUAGUCCCGCGAACCAGGGCUGAUGUACCAGCAAACGCCGCUAUUUCACGCGUUGCUGCAGUUCCAGUUUUGACCGCAAGUGUCCUCGUUGCAACAUUGCUAAGUUGGCCAUAGACGAUGACAUUCAAAUGUGUAUAAAGGGGAAAUUAACAAGCAUUUUUCUUGAGCAUGACAUUGCUAUCAUAAUGAUAGUGGUUUAAGGAUGGUAACAUCAACAAGCCCCUUUGAAAACCUGUUGUGAAAAAUAUACAUGUAAAAAAUAAAAACGGUUCCACCAAAUGCUAACGAAAGGGUAACUUCUGUCGCAUCUAUUUUCCUUCAAACUUAUAUACUAAAGGUAAAUAACAAGUCCUUUCAUAAUGUAAUUAAAAAGCAAGGAAGAUAUCAUCCACGUUCGCCAACUGUACAUAAAAUCAACUUAUGCGUAUUGACAACAUCCAAGACUACGUCUGUAGGAGCAUAAUCUAUUUACAAGCGGUGUCAAAGUCCCUCAUUACAUACAAGAAACUGUAGUACUAGUAACAAAUGUAUUUAUGAAUACAGUAUACAGACCAGGUAACGUUGUCAAGCCAGGCGCUAACUAUUUAACGCCCUUCUCCUUUCCAACCACAUACCAUGGUUACAGUAAUAUCUGUAAACAUACACUUCCGUCAUAAUCUCUUCAGAAAACAAACACCGUUUCCUUAGUAACGAUAGCAAUCAACAAUUGACACUUUAUAUCAAAAAGUUAAGAAAAUUUACUUUGUAAAGUACAGGCACAGUGUCAGGUCUAUUCCUGGGCCGUUAUCUUUGUAACUUUGUUUUUUUAACUGUCUAUAGUGAAACUGUCAUAAC